This is a messenger RNA of Diaporthe citri, 990 nucleotides long. RefSeq lists its product as uncharacterized. Bases 1 to 990 code for a protein of 329 amino acids. The record is from RefSeq and is a predicted model, not a curated record. NCBI's taxonomy places the organism in Eukaryota, Fungi, Ascomycota, Sordariomycetes, Diaporthales, Diaporthaceae. The transcript has 2 exons.
AUGGCUUACUGGCUUGCCUCCCGCAAUGAGGGCCUACGAGGAGUGCACGCGUUGGUGUUCCCCUUCUUCGGUGACGAUGUAACCAGUCGCUCGCAGGCGACGUACCUUGUCUCCAACCUGAUAUCGCCCGUCUUGAUCUGGACGGUCGAGGCAAACCGCGAGGGUACCUCGAUGGCCAAGCUGGCAUUGCAAUCGCUCGCCGGAGCAGCUGUGCAGAUCAGUGGCAUUGAAAGAAUUGCACCAAUGUAUUAUCUCUUCAGCAUGGCUACUUGGGGCUCUGGAUCUUCCGUAGAAGGUCAAAAUAUCCCCCCAGAAGUGGCCAAGGCCGUUCUGCCAGCAACCCUACUUGGCUACGUUCUCCCGGCCGCUCUCACCAGCCUUGUGCCAUUGACAGCGACUGGAGUAUCCCAGUCCCAUUUCAACAUUCAGUCCUCCGUGGUCUACUCCUUUUUCUUAGCCCCAGUAACGGUGCCGGUUUUGACGACACUGAUAUCAAGGGUACUGUCUUAUGUUCACCGCAAGGUUGACCUGGUUGGACAGGUGGACAAGGCAACGCCUGAGGCGAGAAGAUCAUCUCAGAGUCGGGACAGCGUCGACGUCCUACGCUCCUUGAGACUGGCCUAUGCCGUGUCAUUCGCCAUUCAAGCUGUGCAGCACAUUUAUACCAUUACGCGCAAUGUCAUCCAGACACCGGGAGGCCGGCGGUCUCUUAGUGCUGCUGUGGGCAGCCUGUUGACUUAUCCAAUGGUUCCGGGACAGAAGUAUUCCAGUCUCUCCCUCUAUGCAAACGCCACUCUGAGCUUCUGCCUGUACACAGUGAUGGAUCUUCGCAGGCGCGGCAUGGUAACGAAGACAGACACAAGGAAAUUGUCGAUCGGGGUUCUGGCCGGGCAGGUACUAUUUGGGCCGGGGGCUACGUAUGCUGGGCUGUGGUGGUGGCGGGAGGGCGUGUUGGCUAAAAAUGCCACAUGGGGCAUGAGGUCCAUUUGA